This is a messenger RNA of Gossypium raimondii (Peruvian cotton), 619 nucleotides long. RefSeq names its product EG45-like domain containing protein. NCBI's taxonomy places the organism in Eukaryota, Viridiplantae, Streptophyta, Magnoliopsida, Malvales, Malvaceae. The coding region runs from base 17 to 454 and encodes 145 amino acids. The transcript is spliced from 3 exons. The record is from RefSeq and is a predicted model, not a curated record.
UUCAUCACAAGAAGACAUGAUAAAGGUGGGGAAACCAAAAGGACAGCAAGUUAUGAGGACAAGAGCAAUGUCGGCAACAUUUUUGGUAAUGUAUUGCGUACUACUAUUUGAUGUAGUCGGUGUCUUAGGAGAUGUCGGGACGGCAGCCUCCUAUGAUCCUCCUUACUUGCCGACAAGAUGCGGUGGAUACAGCGAAGACCAAUUCCCUCCGGGAGACUUGUUUGCUGCAGUGAGUGAUGGGUUAUGGGAUAAUGGAGCAUCAUGUGGGAGGAAAUAUAGGGUAAGGUGCAUCAGUGGCCCAAAGAGGCCGUGCAAGGUUAGAUCCAUAGUCGUGCAGGUAGUGGAUCUUUGCUCACAUGACCCUUGCCCCGCCACUUUGCAGUUGUCUAACAAAGCCUUUACUGCCAUCUCUAAGAUUGAUGCCAAAGUUAAUGUUGAAUAUGCACAGAUAUGAAGGAGUUUCGUGUAUAUAUUUCGAGUUUUCGAAGAGUAUCUUCCUUAGUAUCCUUAGCAGCCAUUAACAUAGAACUGUUGAGAGUUCAUGAUAGUGUAAUAUUACUUGAAUAAAGUGAACUAUUAUAUAUAUGUUUUUUUUUUAUACAAAGCUUAUUUUUACUCA